GGAGAGAGAAAGUGAAGAAAAAAGCAAAGAGAGGAGAGAUAUUGCAGAGCUCUCUUUUUCUUUAGUCUCUCCUCGUUUUUUAGGAAAACCAGAGCGGUUUUUCACUGCUUUUGAUUCUCUGAACGUGGAAAAGAAGAUCCCCUGCUGCCCCGAUUAACUAUGCACAUCUAUAUAUAAACCUCCCUUCCCCUCUAUUCCCAUUCAUUCUUCUCCUCCUCCUCCUCAUAUCUUACAAGCUUUUCUCCCUCACUAAAUCUUCAUCCUUUUUUGUUAAACACCAGUAAGGGGUAGGUAUUUUUAGAGAGAGAAAAUGAGCAGGAAACCAGGGGACUGGAACUGCAGGUCAUGCCAGCACCUCAACUUCAGCCGACGCGACUCCUGCCAGCGCUGCAAUGAACCGAGGACCGGCGGCGGCUCAUCUUUCGGAGGCGGAGGCGGAGGAGGCUUUGGCGGUGGCUCUGACGUUAGGCCGGGGGAUUGGUACUGUAGAAUUAGCGGUUGUGGGGCCCACAACUUCGCCAGCAGAUCCAGCUGCUUCAAGUGCGGCGCGUUUAAGGAUGAAGCCGGCGGCGGUUACGACGGAGCGGAGCCGCCCCGCAGGGGCGGCUACGGCUUCGGCUCCUCUUUCAGUGGGGGUGGACGAGCCGGCUGGAAAUCAGGAGACUGGAUUUGCACAAGGUCUGGGUGCAAUGAGCACAACUUUGCGAGCAGGAUGGAAUGCUUCAGAUGCAACGCACCCCGAGACUCGGGUACAGAGGUGUGAAAGGAGAAAAGGGAAAAAGUUUUAGUUAGCGUAGUUGGAUAGGGCUGGGUGUUCUCUCAGCAUUUUGUCUUGGUACCCAUACAUAUGUCAUCUCUCUCGCCCUUCCCUUCACCCAAGGAAACAAACUUAAAAAUACUAUGAAUGGUGUCUCAGUUUAUGCUACUUUUUGAGUGUUGUGGUGUCCCGAGGCUUCAUAUUUAAGUGUGAGAAGCAUCAAUGUCUUGACAAACAUCUCUUUCUAUCUAUCAAUACAAACCAUAUUAUAUAUUUCAUAUUA
Messenger RNA from Amborella trichopoda, 1040 nucleotides. RefSeq lists its product as uncharacterized. NCBI's taxonomy places the organism in Eukaryota, Viridiplantae, Streptophyta, Magnoliopsida, Amborellales, Amborellaceae. The record is from RefSeq and is a predicted model, not a curated record.